This is a messenger RNA of Drosophila innubila, 1811 nucleotides long. Its product is annotated as dual specificity protein kinase splA. Bases 71 to 1507 code for a protein of 478 amino acids. The record is from RefSeq and is a predicted model, not a curated record. Lineage: Eukaryota; Metazoa; Arthropoda; Insecta; Diptera; Drosophilidae. Gene Ontology annotation, cellular component: nucleus. Gene Ontology annotation, biological process: regulation of DNA-templated transcription. The transcript has a single exon.
GAGCGAACAGCGAAAGCAUCAAGUGAAUCCCAUCACGAAUAUUGUGACAAAAGUGUUCAAAUCCAGUGCGAUGAACUUGCUCAUGGAUAAUCUGCCGUCGCAUGUAAAUUCCGUCGCGAGACGUACAACUCCGCCGCAACAGCCGCAACAGACGGAAUUGCGCAUCUCCACCCACAGCCCCACAGCAACAGCAACAGCAGCAAUGACACAGCAGCAACACAACACUGUUAACAACAACAAUAACAACAAUGAUGUGUCCAGUGUUAAGACCACAUUGAAGCGUUCCUUUGACGUGGCCUUUCUGAUGAUGCCCGAUGAGCGCAUCAAGCAGAAGCAGGCCGAGAAACAGGCACGUCUCCAGGAGGCACUGCAUCAUCAGCAGCAACAGCAACAGCAGCAGCAACAGCAACAGUUGCAACUGCAGCAGCAACAGCUACAGCUGAAUCAUUAUCCCACGGAUCUCUCACCCAGAGCAGCUGCCUCACAGCCUCCUUCUCCGGCUGCCUUGGAGUACAUCAGUUUGUUGGAGGCGCGACAACGUUAUCCACAACUCGCCAUACGCUCGCCGAGAGUCUAUGAUGAUCCCACGCUGGUCAUACCGCUGGUGGACUCUCCCGAGGCGACAGUCUCACCGCCACCGCCACCACUGAGAAGCGCCUUCACCAAGGUGGCCUCCUCGCUGUCCAGCUCAUCGUCGCCCUCGACGGCAUCGCGUCUGGAGUCGCCUGUGGAUGUCGGAGCACCACCGCUGAGUCCGGAUCGGUUGAGCUGCCAUUCGAUGAGUCCACCGGUGGCCACACCUCCUCCCAGGACCAACAGCGGCGGUGGCAACACUGCCCACUCUCCGCAUCCCUUGCCAGUCAAUCCCAUUGUCUAUCACAAUUUCCGGCCGGAAUAUCAGUUCAAUGGCGCCUUUCACUCAGUGAAUCCCAUGCAGGCGCUGCAGGCACAGCAACGGCUCAAGCAGCAGCUGCUCUACAGACCACCAACAGCCUCCAAUGGCCACAGUCCCAAUGGCUCCUCGAAUCCCUCGUCUCCGCCAAAUGGUCCGCCGCCGGAGUUUCUGCAUGCUGCCUAUCCCGGCUUUGGUCCACCUCCGCAUCCCUUUGCUGUGGCUCAACCGCUGCAGAAUCCCGCUGCAGCUGCGAUUCUCUCCACGCUCAUCCCACCCACACUGGCGUCCACCUUCACACUGACGGCACAAAAUGUGUGCGCCAAGUGCAACAUUAGCUUCCGCAUGACCAGCGAUCUCGUGUAUCACAUGAGAUCCCAUCACAAGAGCGAGGUGGCCUGUGAUCCCAAUCGUCGCAAGCGCGAGGAGAAACUGCGCUGUCCCGUCUGCCAGGAGACCUUCCGAGAGCGUCAUCAUCUCACCCGACACAUGACCGCCCACCAGGACAAGGCCAGCGAUCAUCAGCCCACACCGGAUGACUCCAGUGAUAAUGAGAUUAUCAACGUGGUUGGAGGCACACCUCCGGGACGACGAACUGGCAGUGCGUCCAAAUGAUCCAAGCAUUUCUUCGGAUACUUUUAAGCUGCCGCCUGUUUAGUUGUUGAUCUCUCUCUCUAACCCAGAAAUGUUCCCAUUGUGAUAUUAAGUUUAGUUACCACCACCUUAAUCCUACUUGAGUUUCUCUCCAUUAGUCAUUAACAUACAGUGCAAUUCCGCUGAUCUCAGAGCGAACCAUCUUAACUCUAUCCAUUUUUUACUUUUAUUUUUAUUUCUAUUCGAGCUGCCCGUUUUAUUAUUGUAAAGUAUUAGAUCUAAGUUUCCGACUCAACCCAUUUAAUAAUUAAUAUUUGAUGUGUGA